Messenger RNA from Scatophagus argus, 3885 nucleotides. RefSeq names its product leucine rich repeat and Ig domain containing 1b (gene lingo1b). Gene Ontology annotation, cellular component: extracellular region. Gene Ontology annotation, molecular function: protein binding. The record is from RefSeq and is a predicted model, not a curated record. NCBI's taxonomy places the organism in Eukaryota, Metazoa, Chordata, Actinopteri, Scatophagidae. The coding region runs from base 254 to 2125 and encodes 623 amino acids. The transcript has 2 exons.
GAGCGUGUGUGAGCCAGCAGAGCCGCCUGUGUGUUUACAUGUCAGCCUAUCAGUGCUGCCGGAUUUAGCGCAUCUGGAGAGGACGAAGGCAUUUCUCAAAUGCCCAUCAGACAAGGGAUUCUCAUCGCUGCAUAUAUCCCUCUUUCCCAUUUGAAUCCAGCCUGUCUUGAAUCCUGCAUCUCUGUCUCCAUGCUUUCGGAGGCAUUUUGAAUUUCCUUGGCAACAUGGAGCUGCCUGAAUUAGAAUUCUCUGCAUGACAGUCCUGGUAAGAAGUAGGAUGGUGUCUGGGGAAGCAGGAGGGCACAGCUACUUAGUGGCGUGCUGGCAGCCAAUCCUGAUCCUGAUGCUGGGCACCGUCCUUUCUGGCUCCACCACCGGUUGCCCCUCACGGUGUGACUGCAACGCCCAGGAGCGUUCAGUCGUUUGCCAUCGACGGAGAUUGGCAGCUCUUCCUGAGGGCAUCCCCACUGAAACAAGGCUGCUAGACCUCAGCAAGAACCGUCUGAAAACUCUGGGGCCCGAGGAGUUCAUUAAUUACCCUCAGCUGGAAGAGCUGCAACUUAACGAAAACACAAUUUCAUCCAUUGAGCCUGGGGCUUUCAGCAACCUUAUGAACCUUCGAAUUCUAGGUUUGCGCAACAACCAGCUGAAGCUCAUUCAGCUGGGGGUGUUCACAGGCAUGACCAACCUCACCCAGCUGGAUAUUAGUGAGAACAAAAUUGUUAUUCUACUCGAUUAUAUGUUCCAAGAGCUGUACAACCUGAGGGCUCUGGAGGUUGGUGACAAUGACCUAGUAUUCAUCUCACCCCGAUCCUUUCACGGCCUCAGCAACCUCGAAAGUCUCAAUAUUGAGGGAGGAAAACUGUCCGCAGUACCCACUGAUGCCCUUAGCCAUCUGCAUAACUUACUGUCACUUCGAUUGCGCUAUCUCAAUGCCACUGUCAUAAGGGAUUACUCCUUUAAGAGACUGUACCGACUCAGAUUGCUAGAGAUUUCUCAUAUGCCUGCCCUGGAUACCAUGACCCCAAAAUGCUUGUUUGGACUCAACCUCACAUCACUGUCCAUCACAAACUGUAAUCUUAGUGCCAUCCCCUAUCAAGCCAUCAGUCACCUAAGAUAUCUUCGGUUUUUGAAUCUGUCUUUCAAUCCCAUCCAGACCAUGGAAGGGAACCAACUGUUCAACCUGCAGAAGCUCCAGGCUUUUCAUUUGGCUGGUGGGAGAUUAGUUGCCAUUGAGCCCUACUCUUUCCGAGGACUUAACCACCUUCGUGUUCUCAACGUAUCCAGCAAUAGCUUGAGCACCCUGGAGGAGUCGGUCUUCCACUCAGUGGGAAACCUGGAAACCCUGGCUUUGUACGACAACCCAUUGGCCUGUGACUGUCGUUUGCUCUGGGUCUUCCGCCGGCGGUGGAGGCUCAACUUUAACAGGCAACAGCCCAUGUGUGCCUCACCUGAGGCUGUGCAAGGAAAAGAAUUCAAGGACUUCCCAGACAUCCUCCCUUCUGACUAUUUCAUCUGCCAGAAAUCAAAAAUUGUUGAUUAUAAAGUCCAAGAAAGUCAUGUGGAUGAAGGAACUACAGUUCAUUUCUCUUGUCAGGCUGAGGGUGAUCCAGUCCCUGUGAUAAUGUGGCUAUCCCCCAAGAAGGACUAUAUCACUACCAAAACUGUGGGGUCAAGACUUUCUGUCUCUAAUGAUGGCACACUGGAGGUGCGUUACUCCCAAAUCCAGGACAACGGCACCUACUUGUGCAUUGCAAGCAAUGCAGCUGGCAAUGACACCAAAGCUGCUCAUCUUUUUGUGCAUAGCUACUCCCCCAAUUGGCCCCACCAGCCAAACAAAACAUUUGCUUUCAUUGCCAACCAGCCAAGCGAUGAGGGUGCUAAUGUGACCCGGACCACUGUUCCGUUUCCGUUUGAUGUAAAGACACUCAUCAUUGCAACCACCAUGGGAUUUAUCUCUUUUCUCGGAGUUGUACUCUUCUGUCUUGUAAUAUUAUUCCUCUGGAGUCGAGGGAAGGACAACACUAAGUCAAGUAUAGAGGUUGAAUAUGUGCCUCGUAAAGAGGAAACGGAGGAGCCCAGCCCAACUGAGGCACCCAUACAAUUCAACAUGAAAAUCAUGUGAACAUCAAAAGGAGGCCAUGUAAGCUUAAAAACUGCAGUCGAGAUGCAUACUAUCCUCGCUUCAAAUACAGUAUGUACUCAGUUUAUGAGCGAUAGAAAUUGCACAGCAGCAAACGCAUCUUGACACUAUACCCAAAACUUUUGUUUUUUACUUCAGGGACUGAAUCUUCAAAAUCAAAUGUUGAACUUCAAAUAUUAAGAUUUCUGUAAAUUUGUAUUGGCAGUUCUCAAUCAGUAUGUUAACAUGCACUGAGGAACCUGAUGGUUGGAUGGAACCAAAUUAAGGUAAUAAGUUUGAAUAAAGCACAUGGAACACAGUAGACAAUUCCCCAAUAAACUAAGUUUACAUGAUAGGUGGGUUGGUGUCUGGGAGGUUGUGGAGAUUAGUUUGCUAGUAUCAUUUGUUUAGCCCUAUAAAUAGGAGAAAGAUAUCUUUGUUAGGAUCUUGUUGCUGUAUUUGAUGUCUUUUGCUUUGAUGGUUGUACAAAGCACAAUAACCCAUUCUUGGGUCUGUUCGCUUCUCUUUCCUUUUGUGUGUGUGUCCAAUCAAAAGCAAAUGACUAACUAUUAAAUAACCAUUAUGGACACUUUUGAAAAAUUAACAUUUAAAAAAUAUAGAGAUAUACUGAAACACUGAGUGGUAAUAUUACCAAAAGAGACCACAAAUGUUUGGAUCUCAUUUCUCUGAAAUUGGGAUCAAUUGAUGAGUUAGAAAAAGAGCAGGCAGUGUAUUUCACUAUCUGCCAUGUGUCAGUGAGCAGUGGCCUUUAACCAUUUUACAACAUCAUCAAAUUGUGUUUUGAUGUUGUCUUUGCACACUUUGGCACUGUUCUCCAAAAGAAACCAUGUCCAAAAUUUCAAACAGUGGCCUUUAUCUCCAUUUCUUGUCACAGAAAAGUAUUGCUGUUGAUCGGGCUUCAAUUUUACUGUGUCUGUUUGUUAUAUCUGCAGUAGUUCUUUAGUCUGGUAACAGUCAAGUUAGAGGGCAUGUUAACACACUGAAUCAGAAAAGAAAGCCAGUCUUACAGUAUGUGCUCCUUUCUGCCAGCAAGGGAAGUUUGUCAUUAAAUGUACUGACAUGUUCAGCAAUACAUUUUUUCUGUAUUUUAUUCUUGUACAUUAUGCUAUGGCACAAUAGCACUGCUUUUAAUGGCUGUGGGUUUUGGACAUAUUACAGUAUAAAGAGCCGAUUAAAUAAUCAUUGAAAAUGUUUUUAAUGCACCGAAACCAAAAGAGUGUUACUGCUUUUCAAAGUGUGUAAGAGUACCCUUGAGAAUAAUCAGAUUAACAAUUCAUCAUCAAAGUUAAUUUGUUUAGCGAUUUGGCAGCUCAGUCAGUGGAAGCACUCUGUCCAAGUCCUGAGGUUAUACUGUCACCAAUGCAUCUCAAAAGUGGUGAUAUUGUUAAUUUGUUAAUGUUAAAAGUCGAGUAGCACUUAUGGUAUAAAGAAUAACUUUAUAGUUGGACCCUUAUAUACUUCAAGUGUUGUUGGUGUUUGGAUGUUUAGUUUUUUUUAUCCUUUCUCCAUGCACCUUGGAAGAAGGUGAAACUGUGCCAGAAACCCCUACUCUACAUUUUUAAUUUGUUGCCUUAAGUAACCCAUUUUCUGGCUUUCAGCUGAGCAAUACCCAAUAUUUAUGUGCAAAAUGGAGUUUUAUGCCUCAUAAGGAUUUUAUGUUGUCUAAUUAAUUUCACAGUCAAGGUCUGCUCUGAAGAUAAUGUGUUCAUUAACGCUUAAAAUACUUGUUUGAAAGGGAUGGG